UUCCGGGUAGAAGGCCAGUGCCAUAACUGCACGGUUUUGCGGCAUGAGCAGCCAAUGUCCUUUCUUUCCUGUAUACUUCUCCUUCAGGCAGCUUUCGUUUUCACGGAGGAAGGUCUCGGGAGCUUGGGACGGAUCCCAGGUCUCCCUCCACCGAGGAGCACGGGUUUCCCCCACCACCCUGUCAGUGGACGACACAAGCCGCGGCGGGGAGCCGGGGGAAUGAUCCCCGGGGCCAGGCUCCGGAGCGGCAGCCCGGGCUUCCUCCUCCUCCCCGCUGCUGCGGGCCGGGCCGGGCCGGGCCCGGCUGCUCCUGCCCCGCUCUCUGCCGGGGCCGGCGAUGGAUGAGCGGCUGCUGCAGGCCCUGGGGCGGCUCAGCCUGCAGCCCCGGCGGGGACGGUUCGCCGGGCGGCUGGUGCUGCUGCGCGGGCUGCCGGGCUCCGGGAAGAGCACCUUGGCCAGACAACUGAAACGUGACUAUCCUGGUGCUGUAGUUCUCAGUACUGAUGACUUCUUCAUUGAAAAUGGUGUAUACGUGUUUGAGCCUGACUUCCUAGAGGAUGCACACAAAUGGAACCAAAAGAGAGCACGCAAAGCAAUGAAGAAUGGGAAAAGCCCGGUUAUUAUUGAUAAUACCAACAUCCAUGCUUGGGAAAUGAAGCCGUAUGUGAUAAUGGCACGUGAAAACAGAUAUGAAGUUGUAUUCCAAGAACCAGAUACACCCUGGAAGUUCAAUGUUCAAGAACUGACAAGAAGAAAUACUCAUCAUGUUCCUCGACAAAAGAUACAACAGAUGAAAGAACAAUACGAGCACAACGUUACAUUCCACAGUGUUCUUCAGUCCGAAAAACCACGCCGAGAUGAAAGAAGGUCCCAUGAACCAAACGCAGCUUACAGGAUGGGUGCCCAUUCCUGCCCACCUCCAGCCCUCUCAAACAGGAGGCCUCGUGGCACAUACAAGCAAUAGGCCUUUUAACCAAAGAGGUGGAUUCCCUGGUGGGUUUUAAUUAUCAGGGUAUAAAAGUCUCUAGUUGUCCAUCUUUUUCUCUAAACUGUUUUUUAUUCUUGUAUUUUUCUACUAUAUUUCUAAAUUACUUUUAUUUCUUGGAAAUAUUCUAAUGCCUCUGGAUUAUGAUCUCACAGCUUUGCAUGACCGAUCUAAGACCACUAUCUCCAGCACAAACUGUACUCCCUCUCAUCCCACUUCCUUCAUGAAAAUCCAUCCAAGCUUACAGUGACAGUUAGUGGCUGUGUCACAUGGUGGGAUCUGUUUGGUUUUGGUU
Pezoporus flaviventris is the source of this 1280-nucleotide messenger RNA. RefSeq names its product NEDD4 binding protein 2 like 1 (gene N4BP2L1). The record is from RefSeq and is a predicted model, not a curated record. NCBI's taxonomy places the organism in Eukaryota, Metazoa, Chordata, Aves, Psittaciformes, Psittacidae.